Messenger RNA from Haliotis rubra (blacklip abalone), 1116 nucleotides. Its product is annotated as tripartite motif-containing protein 2-like. The record is from RefSeq and is a predicted model, not a curated record. The coding region runs from base 115 to 1101 and encodes 328 amino acids. The transcript has 6 exons. Gene Ontology annotation, molecular function: zinc ion binding. Lineage: Eukaryota; Metazoa; Mollusca; Gastropoda; Lepetellida; Haliotidae.
AACCAGGCUGUGUGUUGGUGUCGGGACUGUGAAGAGUUCCUGUGUGAGUACUGCCAGAAUGAGCACAGCAACAUCAAACUUUCCAGAAACCAUGUACUUCAAAACUUCAGUGACAUGGUACCGACUGUCUUGAACAUUCCAACAUUUUGCAGCAUCCAUAAACACAACUCCUUGGACUUCAUUGAUGCAACCUGCCAGAAGUUGAUCUGUGCGAGAUGUAGACUCCAUGAUCACGCAGACCAUGAUGUGGAGGACUUGGAUGUGGCUGCUGAUGCUGUAACGGAACAUUUCCACCACCAGAAGAAUGAGCUAUUAAAGUUGCAGACUCGUCAGAAAACUCACAUGCAGAGCAUCAGACAAGAAAUUAAAUACACUGACAGAACACACGACACUUUGAAAGAAAAUAUUGGCCACACAUUCCAGACUCUGCGAUCGCUUCUUGAUCAACGAGAGAGUGAACUUAUGACCGAUCUAGAAAAUCUUACAAAAGAGACCAAGGCAACACAACGGACUCUCCUCACCACCACUGAAGAAGAUUGGGAGACAUGCAGAGAUGUUUCAGACUACAUCGACAAAGUCCUCCACUAUGCCCCCAAAUUACACAUCCUGGAGCUGGAGAGCCGUGUAGGAAACAGAGCUCGGAGCUGCCUGAAAGAUGUUAGGUCUCAGUCACGUGCUGUAACGUCAGCUUUCCUCAAUACAAACAGAUUGUCAGAGCUGAAAUCAAAUAUAUCAGUAUUUGGUGCCAUUACGACAAAUGUAGGGGACGCUGAACCUUUUAAAGACAAGGAUACCCAGACGCUUGAUGACUAUAUGGCAGACCUGGACAGGAAACAUAAAAUGGAAAUUGCAGAACUGAAGACGAAAAUGGAUUCAGAGGAGAAGCGGAGUGAAAGCUACAGACUGCUCACAGACAAGCUCAAUGGAGACAUCAGUAGCCUCAAAUCGCUCAUUGCCGAGAAGGAAAACAUCGAGAAGAGACUCUCAAAAAACCUGGAUGUUUUACUUGGUGUGGCCAGGGAAUGUGGUAUCCAUCUGCUGAAGCCAGGGACUGUAGACAGGUCUGUGGUGCUGAAGUUAACCAGAAGGUGUUCAUCGUGAUGUUGAUGACGCACG